AUGGGUCAUCACCUUCGGAUCUAUAUCAGGCAUAUCGCUGCCAUCCAAGCAAAUAGAUUAUCGACUCCUCGAGCCGAGGCCUCUUCGCCAUAUGCAGCUCCACCGAUCCAAACGAUCCUCCGGUUAUCAUAUGAAUUUCACCUCGUAGGGGACGAUCUUUUGCUAUCGCCUAUCCCUCUGCCUGUGGUUGCACUGGUGCUGGUUGAGAUUGAGGCUAAGGGGGCUGGCAUUGUCGCUACUGAAGCACAGGACGUCUCUGCUGCUGCUGUCCGAUCCUUGGAGGAUAUAAGUGUGGAGGACCUUGCAGAUUAUACGGAGUAUCUUGUAUCAUGGUACAGUGAGGAUUCAUCCUCUCAGCCCUUCCUUGACCUCGAGGGAUGGCUCAAAGCCAUCGAAGCGAACCAAGACGGUUUUAGUGAGCUGAACAAAGGGCUUAAGGCAGGGCACUUGAAAAACCAAAAGUUUUUUGGUCCUACUGUUACAAUUGCUGCAAGGGGGCAGAGCCUCUCUUCAAUCGGGAACGAUGAUUCCAUUGUAAUACAAGAUAAGGAACAAUACAACCGUGCUGACUUCCAUGAGAAAUACACCGAUGCAAAGUUCUUCAUCAUUAAAUCAUAUAGUGAGGAUGAUAGUCAUAAGAGCAUCAAAUACAACGUCUGGGCAAGCACCCCCAAUGGAAACAAGAAGCUGGAUGCUGGAUACCAGGAAGCUCAGCAGAAAGCAAGUGGACGCCCUGUCUUUUUGUUUUUCUCAGUCAACACCAGUGGGCAAUUUGUUGGGGUUGCGGAAAUGGUGGGUCCGGUUGAUCUUGACAAGACUGUGGAGUACUGGCAGCAAGACAAGUGGAAUGGUUGCUUCCAUGUCAAGUGGCACAUUGUCAAGGAUGUACCUAACAGCGUUCUCAAGCACAUCACAUUAGAGAACAAUGAUAACAAGCCAGUGACAAACAGUCGAGAUACUCAAGAGGUAAAACUGGAACAGGUUCUUCAAAUGCUCAAGAUUUUUAAGGAGCAUGUGAGCAAGACAUCCAUUUUGGAUGAUUUCAUGUUCUAUGAGAACCGCCAGAAAUUGAUGCAAGAGAAAAAGGCCAAGCAACAGCUUCAGAAACAGGCCUGGGAUGGAAAAACUUCUGAUGCUGUUGUUGGGGAGACAGAGAAGGAUGCUGCUAAUGGAAAGCCCAGAUUGCAGAAACCUUUGGAAUCUGUUACAAUUUUGAACCAGGAUGUGCAGCAGGGUGGCCUUGAAGAACUAAAGCCAUCCGAGGAAAAUGGUGUGGCUGUAGCAGCUGGUGAUGCCUUGAAGACAGCUAAACCAGCAACAGAGAAGAGAGCAAUUGCGAAUGGUUCUGCAGGUGGAUGUUAGGGUGUUAACCCCUAGUUUGUCAGCCGUAGCCAAUGAACCGUCUAGAAGUGGCUUCAGAAUACCUUUUUGUUGGCUCAAAUAAAUGUCAUCAUACCUGGGCAUCCGAAGCCUAGAUUUGCAAGGCUGCAGGGGAUUUUACGUGUGGGGUGCUGAGAUCUUUUGCAACAAAAGUCUUCAUAGCCGCUUGAGUGUGAUAAGGCAGUUGGUUUUCUCAAUGCCUUGAGUACUGAGUUGGGUUGCCGUUUCCACAUCUGGACUGUUCUUAGGUUUAGGAAUAUUGGGGUUUUAUAGCGUUGAGUAGAGUGUACUGAGGAGUUUUUCACUACCAAUUUUAGUUUUGGGGUUUGGAUUAGAUUGUCUUUUACACUUGAAAUUGUCUUUCCUUUUAUGAAGUCUUUCCUUCUGUAAAUCUUUGUACCUCUAAGAAUAAGAAUCAUGUUAGAGUAUUGCAAUGGAGGAGUUUGAGGAGAGCU
Messenger RNA from Elaeis guineensis (African oil palm), 1835 nucleotides. Its product is annotated as YTH domain-containing protein ECT3-like. Lineage: Eukaryota; Viridiplantae; Streptophyta; Magnoliopsida; Arecales; Arecaceae. Gene Ontology annotation, cellular component: cytoplasm. Gene Ontology annotation, molecular function: mRNA binding. The record is from RefSeq and is a predicted model, not a curated record. Gene Ontology annotation, biological process: mRNA destabilization.